GCGUCGCGUAGCGGGCCCGUAUACGACAGUCUAGCGUGACCUCGCGUGUGGAACCGGCUGGAAAGCGCUCACGCGCCGCCGCGACCGUGCGCGCGCGGUGACCGUGUGUGGAAAAUGGCGCGUGCCACGCCAUUUCUACCUCAUCUGCGUCAUCCUCACAUACUGAUUGUGCCAGUGCUCUGUGUGUUAUCCCCGGUCGCCGCUGGACUUCCAGACAAUGCAGACGGUUCUGUGAAUCGCUUCGGGCAGUGGCGGGCGGCCACCCCGCCGCCGCCGACGCCCGCCACGCCUCCGCCCAGCGUAUUCCGCAACGGCGGGCGCCGCCAGUGCCCGCCGCGCGCCAGCGACGCCUCCACCAACGUCGGCUACGACCGCUUCGACCCGAACAGAUGCGUCGACGCCGACGUGGGCAUCCGCGCCGGCUGGCGGUCGGACCUGCAGGGCGAGCGUCGGCCGGGCGUGGGGCCGGAGCUGCCUCUGGUCACCAUCCGCACCCAGCUGGGGGAGCUGACCGGGUUCCGCGUGUCGCUGUACGACCAGCCCGGUCUGUUACCAGACGAGUGGCCGGCCAGCCUGCCGUCUGGCGUCCACAGGGCGAGAGGCAACGUGACCGUGUUCCUCGGGGUGCCGUACGCUCAGCCGCCGGUGGAGGACGGUAGACUCAAGCCGCCGCGGGCGCACCCCGGCUGGCAGCGAUUGCAGGCACUGGAUUUCGGCCCAGCGUGCCCCCAGCCGGCCAAGUACGUCGGCCCGGGACGCGGGGUCCGGGAGGUGGAUGAGGAUUGCCUCUAUCUGAACGUGUACACGCCACAGGUUUCCGGCAACGUCAAGGAGCCAUACGCAGUGAUGGUGCAUCUUCACGGCGGCCACUUUAGCCACGGCGCCUCCAACCUGUUUCCGGGUCACAUGCUGGCCGCCUGGGGCGAGGUGGUCGUGGUCACCCUCAACUAUCGUCUGGGGGCUCUCGGCUACCUGAGCACGGGCGACGACCAGUCACCAGGAAACUACGGACUGCUCGACCAGGCCAUGGCCCUGCGCUGGAUCCACGAGAACAUCCACUACUUCAACGGUGAUCGCAGCCGCGUGACCGUAUUCGGGGACGACGCCGGUGCGGCCAGCGCCGGUCUCCUGGCCGUGUCGCCGCGCACUUCUCAGCUGGUACACCGAGUGAUCGCGCAGAGCGGCUCUCCUCUGGCCGACUGGGGCGCUCUCUCCGACCCGGAGCGAGCGAGGAACACCUCUCGGGUGUUCGCUGAACGGAUCGGAUGUCUGGCCGACACCUCGUCCAAGCUGGUCAACUGUCUGAUGCGCGGCAGGAGCGCCCUGGAAAUCGGAGACGUCGAUUUUAUGCCCGACGUCGGUAUGUUCCCGUGGGCGCCGGUGGUACAGUCUAACAUCUCGCUACCUCCGACCGACUGGUACCGCGGCUGGACUCAGCAGGACUGGCAGGUGCUCCCCGAUCACCCGGAGCGUCUCUACAGAGAGCGCGCCUUCAGCUCCGAGCUGCGACUGCUCACGGGCGCCAACCGCGACGAGGCGGCCGGAUUCAUAUAUACGAACAGUAGUCUGGGGCCGGAGUUUGACAUUGACCAGCGGUGGGUGGACGAGCGAAUCCACGAGUGGGUUCUUCAGAACAACUACACACUGAAUGUGCGCGGCGUGGAGACUGCUGUUCGACAUCUGUACACUUACUGGCCCGACCCGCUCAACAGGACAUGGACCAGGCACAUGUUCGUCAAUUUUCUCUCGGACUCGCUCUAUCGAGCUCCCGUUGACGCCAUGGUAAAGCUGGCUCUGGAUAUGGACAUUCCGACGUACCAGUAUGUGUUCAAUACCAGCGUGGAGGCACUGAAGGCACCCUUCUGGAGAGAGGUCCCCCACGGACUCCAGUAUUACCUGCUGACGGGAGCACCCUUCAUGGAUCCAGAGUUCUUCCCUGGAGACAUCCGGAUCGACAGAAGCGAAUGGACGGAGCGAGACAGGAACAUGAGCCAGCUAUUCAUAGAGGCGUUUUCUAAUUUUGCCAAAUACGGUCGCCCAUCCCCACGUCAGAUCCUGGGCUACGUCAGCUGGAAGUCUGCUCUGCCGGGCGACCAGCGCUUCCUCAGCAUCAACAACACGUUCAACAGCACGAUGCACAGCAACUACCGGCAGACGGAGACGGCCUUCUGGACGUCCUACCUACCCACGCUGACUGCGAGGGAAUUGGUCACCUAUCGGCCGAUCACAGAGUUCUGGUGGGACAAACCCAGCGAGCCGCUGCACAUCGCGUUUUGGACGGUGACCGCGCUGGCCUUUUUACUGCUGCUGGUGGUAGCAGUGUUCUGCUUCCUCUGGCAGAACAAUAAACGAAAACACGAGCGUUUCUACGAGGAGACCUUCCUGGAUGGGAACAUGGGUGUGAAGGAGAACGCCCACUUUGCCUCGAGCAUCAGCAAGCCGCCAUCGCUGGCCACGGUUCAGGAUAACGACAUCAGCACGGCUACGAACCAAACCGAACUGUGAUGUGAGCGGGCUGAAAGAUCGAUCGAUGCUUGGAUCUGAGAUCUGAGAUCUGAGAUCUGAGAGGUCGCUAGCUGUGCUGGAUUUUGCUAGCUGUGCGCUAGCUGUGCGUUUAGUUUGUAGGCAAGACACUGCUGGAACCGGUGCCGGUGCAGUGCUGGCUUGAUUCUGUGCUUGAUCAACGCUGCCCUGUUGAUUUUUUGCUUGGCAGGGCUAGGAAAGAAGCUGUUACAGAUUGUUGUGCGUUGUAGGUUAGCGGUCCAAGAUUUUGCUAACAGGUUAUAGGGCCAGAGGCCAGAGCUGCUCCAUUCAUUAGAAUUAUGUAUAGACAGGUGUAGGCAUACUUCAGCGAGAAAUGACCACGGUGUCAUUUAAAAAUAAAGCCAUACGGUAGUACCCGCCAAACCGAUUCCGUCCAUUGCACGCACAACGUGGCAUUGUUGUCAUUAUCAUUAUCAUUUCCAUUGUAUAUGUACCAUGCAGUGUUUUUAUUUGCUAAUUUCUACACAAUAAUGCUAUAACGGUUCAAAGAAUCGGUGGGCAAACAUUUCAUGUUAACUUUUAGCACGCUGCAAACUUGUUCGUGUUAGUCACAGCGUAAGGCUGAAUCGAAGUUUUUUUUCAAGAGCAUGCAUGCAGCAUGCAUGGCAUGCUGAACCGCCAGAGCAUGUUAGGAAGAAUUGACCAAAAAGUUAGCCUGCUCUAGAUCGUACCAAUUUCAGCCUGAGUAAAUAAUCAACAAUCAUGUCGUGGAUAUCGGGUAUGCUUAUUGUUCAAAAAACGAAGCUUGUUUUUAUGUUACUAAGGCUGCAUGCUGGCGAAUGGGUUUCCAUUUUGCAUACAUGUAUGCAGAUUGCAGAUCGACCAUGUGUAUUGCUCAGCGCACUCUUUUGAGAGUCUUUGAUACUCGGACCCUCUGAUGAGAGAUAUCGAACCUGAAUAGACCUGACGAACUUAGAAUAGACCGAAACGCUGUAUUAUUACGCGUCAUGGUAGGGCGUUUUGUGCGGUGGUAGACGCUCUACGAGCCCUCCAUGUUAUUUGCGUUUGAACGCUAUGUGGCAUCGUUCACAUGUCAUUUUUUUUAUUAUAGGAUUUGAUAUUUGCUGCGUUUUGAUAAAAGUGUUCGCAUUCUGAUAACUAAUAAACACGGUAAAGACCA
Messenger RNA from Amphibalanus amphitrite, 3664 nucleotides. RefSeq names its product neuroligin-like protein glit-1. Lineage: Eukaryota; Metazoa; Arthropoda; Thecostraca; Balanomorpha; Balanidae. The record is from RefSeq and is a predicted model, not a curated record. The transcript is spliced from 12 exons. Bases 115 to 2505 code for a protein of 796 amino acids. Gene Ontology annotation, cellular component: tricellular tight junction; septate junction; cell surface.